Messenger RNA from Lepus europaeus (European hare), 5516 nucleotides. It is a transcript of the gene BMPR1B, whose product is annotated as bone morphogenetic protein receptor type 1B. Gene Ontology annotation, cellular component: signaling receptor complex; plasma membrane. Gene Ontology annotation, biological process: protein phosphorylation; BMP signaling pathway; dorsal/ventral pattern formation. The transcript is spliced from 14 exons. Bases 295 to 1803 code for a protein of 502 amino acids. Gene Ontology annotation, molecular function: transforming growth factor beta receptor activity, type I; SMAD binding; ATP binding. The record is from RefSeq and is a predicted model, not a curated record. NCBI's taxonomy places the organism in Eukaryota, Metazoa, Chordata, Mammalia, Lagomorpha, Leporidae.
CUGCGGGGCUCCGGGCGGUGCGGGGACCGCGGUGCCGAGGACGCGAGUGCGGGAGCGGAGCUGCGGGGUGGAGUUCAACCUACUCUCUUUUGAAAGGAAAGGAAGGUCAUUUCAUGCCAGAGUGAUAAAGGUUUCAAGUGGUCAAGAGAGUGGCUGUACCUGCAGUGGAUGUGCCUCGUAUAAACCAAGUUCAGACUUCUGCUGAAUCAUUUGGUGCUGAGCGAUGACAAGAGAGGAAACAAAAAGUUAAACCAGCAAGCCUUGCCCUAGCGAGAAGCAAACUUCCUUGAUAACAUGCUUUUGCGAAGUUCAGGAAAAUUAAAUGUGGGCACCAAGAAAGAGGAUGGCGAAAGUACAGCCCCCACCCCUCGUCCGAAGAUCUUGCGUUGUAAAUGCCAUCACCAUUGUCCAGAGGACUCGGUCAACAAUAUUUGCAGCACAGACGGAUAUUGUUUCACAAUGAUUGAAGAAGAUGACUCUGGGAUGCCGGUCGUCACUUCCGGAUGUCUUGGCCUAGAAGGCUCAGAUUUUCAGUGUCGGGAUACCCCCAUUCCUCAUCAAAGAAGAUCCAUUGAAUGCUGCACAGAAAGGAAUGAAUGUAAUAAGGAUCUACACCCCACACUGCCUCCAUUGAAAAACAGAGAUUUUGUUGAUGGACCCAUCCACCACAAGGCCCUACUCAUAUCGGUGACGGUCUGUAGCUUGCUCUUGGUCCUUAUCAUUCUCUUCUGUUACUUCAGGUAUAAGAGGCAAGAAACCCGACCUCGGUACAGCAUUGGGUUAGAACAGGAUGAAACCUACAUUCCUCCAGGAGAGUCCCUGAGAGACCUAAUUGAGCAGUCUCAAAGCUCGGGAAGUGGAUCAGGCCUCCCUCUGCUGGUCCAAAGGACGAUAGCUAAGCAGAUUCAGAUGGUGAAGCAGAUUGGAAAAGGUCGCUAUGGGGAAGUUUGGAUGGGCAAGUGGCGUGGCGAAAAGGUGGCCGUGAAAGUGUUCUUCACCACGGAGGAAGCCAGCUGGUUCAGAGAGACCGAAAUCUACCAGACAGUGUUGAUGAGGCACGAAAACAUUUUGGGGUUUAUUGCUGCAGACAUCAAGGGGACAGGGUCCUGGACCCAGUUGUACCUAAUCACAGACUACCAUGAAAAUGGUUCCCUUUAUGAUUACUUGAAGUCCACCACUCUAGACACGAAGUCGAUGCUGAAGCUAGCCUACUCUUCUGUCAGUGGCUUAUGCCACUUACACACCGAAAUCUUCAGUACGCAAGGCAAACCAGCAAUUGCCCACCGAGAUCUGAAAAGUAAGAACAUCCUGGUGAAGAAAAAUGGAACUUGCUGUAUAGCUGACCUGGGCCUGGCUGUUAAAUUUAUUAGUGAUACCAAUGAAGUUGACAUACCACCCAACACUCGCGUUGGCACGAAGCGCUAUAUGCCUCCCGAAGUGUUGGAUGAAAGCUUGAACAGAAAUCACUUUCAGUCUUACAUCAUGGCUGACAUGUACAGUUUUGGACUCAUCCUUUGGGAGAUUGCUAGGAGAUGUGUAUCGGGAGGUAUAGUGGAAGAGUACCAGCUCCCCUAUCAUGACCUAGUGCCCAGUGACCCCUCCUAUGAGGACAUGAGAGAGAUUGUGUGCAUCAAGAAGUUACGCCCCUCGUUCCCCAACCGGUGGAGCAGUGAUGAGUGUCUAAGGCAGAUGGGGAAGCUCAUGACGGAAUGCUGGGCUCACAAUCCUGCAUCCAGGCUGACGGCUCUGCGUGUCAAGAAAACCCUUGCCAAGAUGUCGGAGUCCCAGGACAUUAAACUCUGACACGAGGGAGAGGAGGUGUCUCUGCAGGAAGCCACCAGGUGCUCUUCUGUUUGUGGGCAGAGCAGAUGUGAGAGCAGCACCCCUACUGGAAGCCUUGACCCAGCAGGUGCAGCCCUCACCUCUCAGGCAGCAACCUGGACAAAGACAGAGAAGUGCCCGCUGCACAGCUUCAAGUCCCCUGCCUGUCAGAGGGAGAAAGCCACGUGGGUAACGUGUUUGAGAUGUGAUGCAUGUUGCUUUCUAAGAAAGCCCUGUAUGUUGGGAUGGCCUUCUUGUUUUUGUUUUCAUUUUUUUAAGAUGCUUUAAUUUUGCCAAAAUAACCUAGAUGUUUUAAGAUUUAUACUAUUACAGUUUAGAUAUGUCAACGAAAGUUCUUCCCAGAAACUCUGUGCUGGAAGGUAAAUUGAGAUACGUGUUUUUCACAUUGGUAAAAUAUCAUGGCACUCUGCAAGCCAGAAGACCAUCUGUGACGCUGGAGAACAGAGAACAGAGCUCAUCCUGACCCCAGAACCUGGCCGCUUCGGCCCCCAGACCACUGCGGCCCGCCCUGCCAUUGGGGCUGUGGUGGUAAUGUGAACGCACCUGCAGACAGCCGCCACCGUCAGGGAGCGCACUCGGGACUUGCUGCAGGUGGCCUUUUGCAGCUUCCGGCGACUCAGAACAAAUGGAGGUUUCUUGGGACUCUAAGAGCAGUGCGUGUGGAUGGUGUUCUCCAGAACCACCGUGUGUUUCUGAGGCUGUCAGGCAUUCCUUUCAUGGUGUAAAAUCCUUUCCUUUUCAGAAAAACACAAACAAGCUUUUUUAUUAUUAUUUUUAAGUGUAGAAAAUUGACCUGUGCAUGCUUUUGAUCUUUCAAAUCCAAAGAUCAGUACUAAGUAAGCAAAGCCAUGAGUCGUGUUAAAGACAAGGUGCUUUACGAUGGAGUUCAUUGUCUGUUGUGUGAAGCAGGACACGUGAGUGAGGUGGGGAGGACGGCGGAGUGGACUGACGGCUGUGUCUUACAGAUGCCAAGGAGGCAGUCUCAGAAGCACAAGGAAAAAAGGAUGCACACAGUAUUUUACAGUAGUGGUUUCUGUUGGUUAUUGUCUGUGUGUGUGUGCGCGUGUGUGUGUGUGUGUGUCUGAGUUAAAAGAAUAAAGAGGAAGCAUCGGUCAGGUUAAUUUAACUAAAUUUUAACUUAAAAAAUAGAUAAAUAUAACCUCCAGAUGGGACAGCAGAGGGGAGUGGAGGCCACAAGAUAUCGCUGCUGUGUUUUAUUAUCUUAUGUAGAUAGGGAUUGACUCCGUACAUGUUACGUGAUCAUUUCACACUUUACGAAUGCUGACUCAUUUUAUUUUAUUUUCAUGAUGUUAAGUUCACUAUUUAAUUUAUUAUUUUUUUCUUCUCUGUGGCACUUGUCAAAACAUCUCUUCUGCUAUUCAGUUCUAUGGAGUUUUCACUUUUAAGCAUCAUAUUAAAAAUUGUUGACAGGGCUGAUAGUCUCUAGCAAGAGGAAUAUAAUAAUGUUAAAUAUUGUAUAUGUCCCUCUCAGCUCCAUUCAUUUACAUAUCUUUAUUGAGGUUUGCUUUUACUUCUUAGAAAUUCUUUAGUGGUUAGUAAAGAAUUUGUUAAGUACCUCCCCUUUGGCCAAUAAAAACAGAUGUUCCUUCCAGAAUACUCCAGGGGGCAGUGUUUUAUAACACAUUUUCCCCGCUGGGUGACUGAAAGAUGGAGACUUUUAAAACAUUUGACAGGUGCAUGAGAAAUGAGGAAACAUUUUCCUCACUUGUGAAGUGGCGUGCAGCUGGUGACUUGAUCAUCCAGAAAACAUCCUAGGGCGCUGAGUGCUUCCAGUUUGGGAGAAUCCUAGGAGAAGCACAUAUCCUACAUUCUGCACUCACUUCCCAAUGCAUCUCAUCCACAGUUUCUUUGUAACCAAGAAUUUAUUACUUCUUUAAUUUGACAAGAAAUUUCCUGCUUUUUCUUUUUUCUUUAGGAGUAAAAACAGUUGCUUCCAAAUACUGUGUUAAUCAGAGUGCUGCUUUUAUGGAUAUUAAAAUAACCUCGAUGGACAAUGUAAAGAUUCCUUUCUCUUGUGUCCGAUUAUAUUCUUUGUGAUAAUUUAGAAGGAAUGUGUGGUUAAGGUGGGUGUGAUAAUCAUCUGAGCCCUGCAGACAAUCUGCCUGUGUGUAAUCAGAUCAUCUUUAAUCAAAGGAGUAAACAUGGAUGCAGUUAACCGGUAUGCAUUUGUGUUUCUUGGGAUCGCCCUAAAUUUGAGAUUGGAAUUAACCUCUUAGUCAAAAAUCACGCUUUCUUUCUGGUAAGUUCUUGAACAUGGGGUAGCUUAGAAUAUUUUAUGGGGAGGGUGAUGAUUUUUAGGGAAGUGUUUAUUCUAGUGAAGAAUGGGAGAAAUUAAAAUAGUGUCCAGAUUUCUUCUGCAUUAUCCAUUUGGUUGCUUUGGGAAAAAUCUCUAGCUUACUCUCUAUUCCCCAGCCUGAUUUACUUACCAUGAACAUUUUGAAGUUUAUUUCUGAGAUACUUAAAAAGACCCACUUAAUUAUUUUUAAUGAGAAAGGGAUUUAUUUAUGAAAAUAUUUUCCUCUUUAUCAUACCAAAAUCCACUUAGGUAAUACUAAAUUGUUCUUGAAGGCUACCUACUCACCUCCCAAUAAUCCUGAAUGUUUUUUAAAUUCCUAGGGGUUCAGAAUUGAGUUUUGUUUUAUUGUUUGGUCUUUGAUUCAGACAAGUGAGAACCUGGAGACUAAUAGUAUAUAGUUGAUUGCAUAGUUUCAAGAUUAUUUCAAAGACUAAGGUUUUUUUCUCCUAACUCCUCCCUGUCAGAGUAAUCUUAAAUUAUUAGAUAUUAGAAAAGUUUUGUAUGCUAAGAUUUCAGGUUUAUAGUUUAUGCGUGUAUAUAUUAUAUAAAUAUAUGUAUAUGUAAAUAUUACGUUCAGUGUGGAGUCUGGUGCAACUCCAUUAUGUGGAUUAGAGAGUAAACUAUUAUGGAUGAUAAAGUACUAAAUGAAACCUAAUAUUUAUUUAUGAAAGUGUGUAGGUCGUUCAAUCACAAGUGAAGUGGGAUGAACAUUGAGUGUGAGGAGACAGGCCUCUGACCUCCUGGAAAGCACCGCGCACAGUUCCCAGUGACCAUUCUUUUUUAUUCCUCAAGCAGAGAGCUUCUCAGAAAACAUGCUGAGAUUUUAUUUACAGGGAAUCCUUUGACACAUUUCAAUUGAUGUGAAGUCAAGUAUAGCAAGUACUCAAUAAUGACUGAAUUUCAUGUUGCUCGGGUCAUGCAUAUUCAUUAGAAGUUUUAUGUUGUUGGUCUCUUUUGCCUCUUCUUUGUCUGUGUGUGCAAAGGCACUAAGAAAAGGACUUUUUUUUUUUUUAACUUGAACGUGUUGCGUAGUUGUAUCUCCUUAGAAAAUGCAGUCCUGUAGCAGUGAAAAUGAAAGAAGUUAGCAUCAGAAGUGAUUUAAUUUAGCAAUUAUGACUGCUCUUGUAAAACAGAAACAAAAAAAAAUGCCAUAUUUUUUGGGAGAAAAGUUGGCAAUUUAUAGGGGUUUUGUUGUCUGUUUCAAAAGAAGACUCAUUUGUAUUCCUUGGGGAACCAGUGCCUUAUGGAAUCUGUAUAUACUGUAAUUAUUCAGGACUAGGGAACAAACGAUUGUAUUGUAUUUGUUACAGAUUGUAUAUGGCUUUGUUUUAACAUUCCCCUAAAUAAAAUAGCUUCA